Myxocyprinus asiaticus (Chinese sucker) is the source of this 5007-nucleotide messenger RNA. It is a transcript of the gene opa1, whose product is annotated as OPA1 mitochondrial dynamin like GTPase. The coding region runs from base 160 to 3267 and encodes 1035 amino acids. Gene Ontology annotation, biological process: mitochondrial fusion. Gene Ontology annotation, molecular function: microtubule binding; GTPase activity; GTP binding. Lineage: Eukaryota; Metazoa; Chordata; Actinopteri; Cypriniformes; Catostomidae. The record is from RefSeq and is a predicted model, not a curated record. Gene Ontology annotation, cellular component: cytoplasm; mitochondrial membrane; microtubule. The transcript is spliced from 31 exons.
UCCACUCCUCCAGCACUUGACACUGCUGGUCGCCUGCUUGCUAUGCCCUUGUAAGCUACGAAGCUAACCUAAGUGCCCCAUCUGGAAAGAUGAAUUGAGUUUUAUUUCGGAAACAGAUCUGAUAGACACCUAUAUUUGCAAUUAGUUGUGCACAGCAGUAUGUUACGAGCCGGAAGUGUGGUUACCUGCAUGGCCUGCAGGAAUCUGCUUCCCUCCAGAAUGGGGGUGAAGAUUCGUGUACCCCUGCAGAAACUGCACCCGCUCUCCCGUGCCAUCCACCACCGCUUCUCCGCUAACACAAAUCCAAAGAGACCACCUCACUGCUCAGCUGCCCGCCAUUACACAUCGCUUUCUAGACUCCCCAUGCAGUCUCCCAAGUCCCGGUCAGGAGGCCAUGGCUAUCAACAGCAUCGCACCUUCUGGGUGGCCCGUCUCGCUGCCAGACUGCUGAAAUUGAGGUACAUCUUGCUCGGCUCAGCAGUUGGAGGUGGAUAUACAGCAAAAAAGACUUAUGAUGAAUGGAAGGAAAUGCUUCCUGAUAUGAGCCAGUACACCUGGAUUGUGCCAGACUUUGUUUGGGAGUUGAGUGAAAACAUUGACUUAAACAAGCUCGCCAGUGCUUUGCCUGAAAUAGAGGAGAUAGCUAAACUACUGCCUGAUAUGGAAAAGAUCAGAGAGAAUUUCACCUUCCUGAAGAGCCUUCUCUCCAGUGGUUUGGGUGAAGUCAAUGGAGCUUCUGGUCUGCGUCUGUUAUUAGAAACCACAGGUGACUCAGCCCUGAGAGCUCCAGAUAUCUCACCAACGUCUGCAGCUGUGUCUGACAGCAGUGAUAAACAGUUCAAAAAGCAGGGGCUGCUCAGCGAGCUCAUUCUCAUUCAGCAGCAGAUCCAGCAGCAUGAGGAGGAGAUGCGGCGGGCGGCGGCUGCAGCCAGUAAUGCUCCGCCUCCGCCGCGUGAACCCAGUCCCAGCCCCGCCCUGAACCCCAGCCCCUCGCAGCCCAAAAGCAAGUCUUCUGAUAAAGAAAAAAUUGACCAGCUUCAGGAAGAACUUCUUCGAACACAGUUGAAGUACCAGCGGAUGCUGGAGCAUCUGGAGAAGGAGAAUAAGGAACUGAGGAAAGUUGUUUUGCAGAAAGAUGACAAGGGUAUUCACCAAAGAAAAGUCAAGAAGUCUUUGAUUGAUAUGUACUCUGAGGUCCUGGACAUUCUCUCUGAUUAUGACUCAAACUACAACACCCAAGAUCACCUGCCAAGGGUCGUGGUAGUUGGAGAUCAGAGUGCAGGAAAGACCAGUGUGUUGGAGAUGAUUGCUCAAGCCAGGAUCUUCCCCAGAGGCUCUGGUGAAAUGAUGACCAGGUCUCCUGUAAAGGUGACAUUGAGUGAAGGUCCCCAUCAUGUAGCAAUGUUCAAAGACAGCACUCGUGAGUUUGACCUUGGAAAAGAGGAAGAUCUGGCUGCCCUGAGGCGUGAGAUUGAGCUCAGGAUGAGGAAGAGUGUGAAGGAAGGCCAGACAGUCAGCCCAGAGACCAUCUCUUUAAGUGUAAAAGGCCCAGGAAUCCAGAGAAUGGUGCUGGUUGACUUGCCAGGAGUCAUUAGUACUGUGACAACUGGCAUGGCUGCUGACACAAAGGAAACAAUUUUCAGCAUUAGCAAAGCCUACAUGCAGAAUCCAAAUGCCAUCAUCCUUUGCAUUCAGGAUGGCUCAUUAGAUGCAGAACGUAGUAUAGUCACUGAUCUAGUCAGUCAGAUAGACCCUCUGGGAAAAAGGACCAUCUUUGUUCUUACCAAGGUUGACCUGGCAGAAAAGAACCUGGCUAGUCCAAGCAGAAUCCAGCAAAUAGUUGAAGGCAAAUUAUUCCCAAUGAAGGCGUUGGGCUACUUUGCUGUUGUAACUGGCAAAGGCAGUAGCAAUGAGAGUAUAGACUCUAUCAAAGACUAUGAGAAAGACUUCUUCCAGAACUCCAGACUGCUAAGGGAAGGCAUGUUGAAAGCUCACCAGGUGACCACAAAGAACCUGAGUCUUGCUGUGUCAGACUGCUUUUGGAAGAUGGUGAGAGAGUCAGUGGAACAACAAGCAGAUGCCUUCAAAGCAUCCCGAUUUAACCUGGAGACUGAGUGGAAGAACAACUACCCUCGUUUACGAGAGCUUGACAGGAACGAGCUCUAUGAGAAAGCCAAAAAUGAGAUCUUGGACGAGGUGAUCAGCUUGAGUCAGGUGACACCAAAACACUGGGAGUCCAUCUUGCAGAAAAAGCUGUGGGAGAGGGUGUCAACACACGUGAUUGAGAACAUCUACCUGCCUGCUGCUCAGACCAUGAACUCUGGCACUUUCAACACCACUGUAGACAUCAAACUCAAGCAGUGGACUGAUAAACAGCUUCCUCAUAAAGCACUGGAGGUUGCUUGGGAGACGUUGCAGGAGGAGUUUGCCCGCUUCAUGGCAGAAUACAAAGGAAAAGACCAGGAUGACAUCUUUGAUAAGCUUAAGGAAGCUGUCAAGGAUGAGUGCAUCAAACGACACAUGUGGAACGAAAGGGCCAUGGACAGCUUGAGAGUGAUUCAACACAACGCUCUGGAAGAUCGCUCUAUCACAGACAAGCCCCAGUGGGAUGCUGCUAUUCAGUUCAUGGAGGAAACGCUACACUCUCGCCUUAAAGACACGGACUCAGUAAUAUCAGAUAUGGUUGGGCCAGACUGGAAACAGAGGUGGUUGAGCUGGAAAAAUCGAACACCAGAGCAGCACAUCCGUAAUGAAACCAAAAAUGAGCUGGAGCGUCUACUAAAGCUGCAUGAGGAUCACACCGCUUACCUGGCCAAUGAUGAGGUCACUACAGUACGCAAAAACCUGGAGGGACGAGGGGUGGAGGUGGACCCCGUACUGAUCAAGGACACGUGGCACCAGCUCUAUCGACGUCACUUCCUGCAGAAAGCUUUGUUUCAUUGUAACCUCUGCCGGCGAGGUUUCUACUACUACCAGAGGCACUUUGUAGAUUCUGAGCUGGAGUGUAAUGAUGUGGUUUUGUUCUGGAGGAUCCAGAGGAUGUUAGCCAUCACAGCCAAUACUCUCAGACAGCAGCUCACCAAUACAGAAGUGCGGCGCUUAGAAAAGAAUGUUAAAGAAGUGUUAGAUGACUUUGGAGAGGACAAUGAGAAGAAAGUCCAGCUAAUCACAGGCAGGAGGGUUCAGCUGGCAGAAGACCUCAAAAAAGUACGUGAAAUUCAGGAGAAACUUGAAGCCUUCAUAGAAGCUCUUCACAAAGAGAAAUAGCGAAGAUCACCAUGCUUUUGGACAUAGUCACAUCCUUACAGAAGAAAUUGCACUGAUCUGACAACAUCAUUUUUGCUUUUUGCCCUUUGAAAAUGGCUGUCCUCCUAGCUUCUCCUGUGCUCUGGUUUUAACAUGUCCUGCAUCAACUUUCAAUCCUCUCCCCGACUGACACACACACACACUCCCUCUUAAAACUUCCCCUGUGUAAGCAAGUGCAGUGAGCAGGAGUCCCUUUAACUUUGCUGCACAUUUAAUCACUGCUGGAGCGUAAGCACUUACUCAAGUAGAGAAUGGUACUGGUCAGAACACCAUGCGUUAUUCUUUCUUCCGCCAAUGUGUUCACCAGACAUGUUCGCCAAGCACAGGGAUUCAGCAACAAGAGAAAAGGGUGGAAACGACAUGCACAUACAUCUCUCAUCCCUCGUUCCCAAUAAAUGAGGAGUUUGUCUGGGUUUCUCUUUUCCUUGACUGGCUUUAUUCAUGAAGGUGAAGUUUAUUGAGAAGCCACGUGGUUUAAUGCAUCUGAUAUUGAUUUGCCUGGCUGUGAAUAGAGAGAAUGUUCCAAAACGUCUUAAAUAACCAAUUUCUGUCUUUGUAUUUCUUUUGGAGCUGUGUCGUUUCUCACAGACUGGACAACAUACUGAUGUUUGUGACCAGUAUGUCACAGUUAAAAUUAUAUUCAUCUUAACAUCUCCCCAUUUAACAUAUAAAUAGACCACCAUCUUCUGUAAUUAUUUUGUAGUGUCUACAUUAAUACAUGCCGUUAUUUGUAGAUCUUAUUUGUACAUAUGCACUUUCCCAGUUUGCUUAUAGUCACUCUGAGCUUAGUUCAAAGUAUUAAAGAAAACAUAACUUAAUCUUCAGUUUUGAAUAUGUAAAACACAGGUUUUAUUAAUUGAGGAAGUUACAGCACCAGAUCUUUCACUCCUCAAACAAGUGGAUGAAAAUGCAAUGUCAUAUGCUGUCCAUUGUGUGUUUUUUUUUUUGCUCUCCACUCAAUUUUAAGGGAUUAAAAUGCAUUUGAUUUACCCUGUUCAUCUUCAGAUGUAUUGCACUUUUCUUUUUUGCUUGCACAUUUAAAUUUUCAUCUUGCUCCCUGGAUGUUUUUUUUUUUUUUUUUUGCAGUUUGCUUGGGUCUUAUACAAAUAUAAAAUCCACUUCAAAGUCCUAUAAUUUUGAGUGAAGGGUUAUCAAACCUUUGUUCCUGGUAGCUCAUACAUGUAAAUGGGUAAAUAAACAUGUCCUUGUCAAGUGAAACUAAGUUCAUUGUAAUCAUGGCUCUGUUAUCACAAUGUGGAAAUAUAAUAUAAGUGUGAUGCUUGUAACAAAAUAUCUGUAGGUUGGUUCAAGAAUGUUUUCCCCCCCUUUUUUGAAGAUUGUACUGUUUGCAUGUUGUACCCCAUCAGAUGUGGUUUAUUUAUUAAAUUGGUGUUAAAGAAGAAAUAAUAAAAGUGACUUUAAAAGUCCUUUAAAAAGAUCUCAGUAUAAGAUGACAAGAGGUGGAUGAUAUCCAACGUGAGUUCAACCUUUGUAGUUUUCUGGGAUUUUUGCAUGCUGUUAUUUUGGCAACCAUCGUUAAACAUUUUGUCAGGUGUCACAGUGCAUGUUUUCUCCAUUCAGUUUUAUGCCUUUAGUUCUUUUGAACUGGUUUAUUCGAUGAAAUGUUGUGUUAAAUUGCAACAAAAGGAAACAUAUUUGUCAUACUUUUUGUUUGAUAAACACAUCCAAUAUUGAAAGAUC